UCAAACCCAAGCCUGGCAUCAAACAGCGAGCCCUCAGAUAAACCAAACAAACAGACCGGGGAUCGCACAGAGGGAGGCGGCCCUGGAAGUGGAAUAACAACACAACCAGAUCUCGACGCCUUGCACUUUACAAACUCUUUGCAUUUCCACAUUAAUGAUCCCUCUGUCUUGCAUGCAAUUGUAUCGAAUUGUGAGGUUAUUGUCAUGCGAUCAUAAUGACCUGUUUGUAGCUCUAGUGUCCGCCCUGUGAUUGCGCUUUGAUGUAGGCCUAGAGGCCGAUCAGAGAUCAGAUUACAUGUUUUAGAUCGCAGCCAUCCCCUGCCUUUGAUCUCCACGCUGAUUUUGUCUUCAAUCCGGGGAUUCCUCUGGACUGGAGCAGCGCAGCCGGGCAGAGAGCACAUCGCAUGGCUGGAAUGGUCUGGAGCCCUAUGCAGAACGCAUAGGAGUGGAUAUCUGUCUCAAACUACAGUCAUUCAGCCAGGGAAGGGAUAACUAAAGGACGGGAUAACUAAAGAACCGAUCAGACUACAGCAGCACAUACCAGACUCAUUCCACAGUAGCCCCUCAAAAUGGCCUGGAUGUUUGGUCAAACCUGGUUACUUCUACUGACAUUUCAUGUAAUAUACUCAUCUCUGGUUCCUGUAACGGCGGAGGAGGAGACCAGUGAAUGCAGAGAACAGGAGUACAAGGAUCAGCUUGGGAACUGUAAACCCUGCAAGCAGUGCGACGCGGGACAGGAGCUAUCAAAGGAAUGUGGCUUUGGUUACGGAGAGGAUGCCCGGUGUGUGCCCUGCAGAAGCAGCCGCUUCAAAGAAGAUAGGAGCCUGCAGAAGUGCAAGCCCUGCCUGGACUGUGACCUGAACAACCGCUUCCAGAAGGGCAACUGUUCCACCACCAGAAAUGCUGUGUGCGGAGACUGUCUGCCCGGGUUUUACAGGAAAACUAAGCUGAGCGGAUUCCAAGAUAUGGAGUGCAUACCAUGUGGGGACCCUCCACCUCCAUAUGAACCACACUGCAGCGGGCGGGUGAACCUGGUUCCCAUCCCCCCGGUGGUGACCAGCCCUCGGGACAUGGCUCUGGCAGCAGUCAUCUGUAGCGCUCUGGCCACCGUGCUGCUGGCCCUGCUCAUCCUCUGUGUCAUCUACUUCAAGAGACAGCUGCUGGAGAAGAAGCCCAGCGCAACUCUAAGGUCCCAGGAUGGUCCGUACAGUGGAGCAGAGUUGUCCUGCUUGGACCGACGGAAGCUCCAUGACUUCCCUCAGCGCCCAUGCUGCCAAUGUCACCAUGGGCCAGGCCACACCUGUGGUAGGUCCUAUUACUGGUGGGCUUCUACAAGCACAUCAAGUGGCCCAGUGCACUUGAUCCCCUCCCUGUGCUGUGAUGAAAUCUGCAGUCUGGGCCGGAGCAGAGACACCAGCCCCUUCCAGUCCCAGAUCAGCCUCAACGAGGGAUGCAGCAUAAACCCCUGUGAGGAGAACGUCCUGGCCUAUCUGAAAGCCCAUCCAGAGCCCUGCAUCUCCAGAGAGGCUGGCGAGACAUGGCCACUCAUGCAGAACCCCGACUGUGUCGAGAGCUUGGGAUCGCUCCGCUGCAACCCAGAACCCACAGAGAGGUGCGAUGAGGGCGAGGAGGGCGAGGAGAAAGAGGAAGAGGGGUUCACAUUAAGUGAGGACACACAGGAGAAGCCAACUGAUCAGAGCCAGGAGAAGACUGGUGCCUUGACAGAGGUCCUCCUUCCAAAGCAGCAGCCAUCUUCACUGGAAGGAUGACAUGGAUUUAGUUGGCUCGCGUUCCACCCUUGAACCACCCUGGACCGGAAAACAGUCCAGAAAGAUCCCGUUUCAGAUUACAUUAGCCCACACACCAAUUUCAAAAUAGUGUGUGGCACACAAUCUCUUUCAAGCGGCUUGUGACCCACGGCCUUCCGUCACGCAUCUGAAGCGACUAUGUAAAUAAAUGCAAACAAAAGCACUUCACUGUAAAAUAAAGCACAAGAGCAGAGACUGAAAAGAAAUCUAUGCACAACGCGAUGUUGCCGGGAGGCUGAUAUAAUGAAGUUCAAAUGAUGACAAAAUGACUGUUGACUGGUACAAAGUAAAUAGAAGCCAUCCCCUUUGUUUCGGAUGUCUGCUUAAGAAUGUCUUACAUCUACUUAUGUAGGUGACUAGCAGCAACAGUAUCACAGAUCUGGCAGUGUGACUAUUGGUGUGUCUUAAUAACUGACAACGUCUCCUUAAAGGGCCUAAGAGAAGCACGUCAAAACGGACGUCUGUGAUUUCUGGUGCACAUUGAAGACAGUCUAGAUAAUACUGAAUAAGACCUUUUAAGGAUUGGACCCUUUUUUCACCAAAUUUAGCCUAAAAUGACAUACCCAAAUCUAACUGCCUGUAGCUCAGGCCCUGAAGCAAGGAUAUGCAUUUUCUUGGUAACAUUUGAAAGGAAACACUUUGGAGUUUGUGGAAAUGUGAAAGGAUUGUAGGAGAAUAUAACACAAUAGAUCUGGUAAAAGAUAAUACAAAGACAAAACCAACAUUUUUUUGUACCAUCAUCUUUGAAAUGCAGAGAAAGGCUAAAAUGUAUUAUUCCAGCCUGGGUGCAAUUUAGAUUUAGGCCACUAGAUGGCAGCUAUGUACCUGCAAAGUUUUAGACUGAUCCCAUGAACCAUUGCAUUUCUGUUCAAAUGUGCCUAAUUUGUUUAUUAAUAACUUUUAUGUUUAAAACUGUGCACUCUCCUCAAACAAUAGCAUGGUAUUAUUCCACUGUAAUAGCUACUGUAAAUUGAUCAGUGCAGUUAGAUUAACAAGAAUUUAAGAUUUCUGCCAAUAUCAGAUAUGUCUAUGUCCAUUGUUCUUGUUACUUACAACCUUAUGCUAAUCGCAUUAGCCUACGUUAGCUCAACUGUCCCGCAAGGGACCCACCGAUCCUGAAGAACAAUGAGGAAUAUUUGUCUGUGAUAUCAAAUUGGUUGUAGAUCUUGUAAAAUAGAAAAUAGGUCAAUAUUUUUGUAACGUAGACAUAACUGACUAGUGGCAAAUAUGCCUGUUUUUUUCAGUUGCAGUAUUGGUGGUUGUGCAUAAUUUUAUUAUACACUUCCACAAUUAAAUUAAAUUUGAUAUAAAUGUCCAUAUUUGUAAAUAAACCACUUCAACAAGACAAACUAUGCGAUCUUGAUUGUUGUUCAAAUAUCUCUAGUGAAUAGCACUGAAAUGGCCCAUCUUAAAUCCUACACCAAGGACCUCAGACAACCUGCAAUCAUCACUACAUCACAUACUACAUUCACUUCAAUAUACAGUGGGGUCUCUUUCUGAAACUCAACAUAUUACUUCCCCAAAAAUAAUAUGAUUGGAUUUGGUUCAGAACAAGAUACAUACAAGUAAUGAAAAUAAAGCUUCCAUUAGCGAUUUCAUAUUUAGGACAUUAUUCAUGGCUCUGUGCGAUGUACAGUAGGCCCUCAUGUGGUUACAGCUACCCAGCUCGCUCCUUUUGAUAGCAUGUCCACACCUUGAUUAACCAUCUGAAGUAAGUCCCACCUCACCGGGUGACGUCCAAGGUCUGAUAGCAGUGCUAGGCAAGUAAUGCUCCCGAGUAGUGUAGCGGUCUAAGGCACCACUACAGACCCUGGUUUGAUCCCGGGCUGUUUCACAACCAGCUGUGACUAGGAGUCCCAUAGCCCAGCGCACAAUUGGCUCAGCAUCGUCAGGGUUAAGGGAGGGUUUGGCCGGGGUAGGACGUCAUUGUAAAAAAAUAACAAUUUGUUCUUAUUAACUGACUUACCUAGUUAAAUAUAGGUUACAUUUUUUUAUUUAUUAAAAGGACAUUGUAUGGUGAGCAGCUGCAACCUCAGCCCCUAGUAAUUACAGUCAGAAUCUGUUGAAACAGAUGUAACAGCUGGUAAUACUUGAUUCAGCUAGUCGUCACAGUCUGGGUCGUGCUCUGUGUGAAUUAAACAGAAGUCCCUCAAAUCUCUGAUUCAUAACACCUAAGAGUCACUAUCCUUCCUUCUCUGCCCAUAACCUCCCCUCCCUCCACCCAUCUCUCCAUAACAGGAACACUUAGACAAAACAGAGGGAGCAGAUUUGCCUUUAAGUCAAAACACUGGCAAAAUGACAGGAAUAGCAGGUGUUGUAUUUGUCACCUCUGAUCUGAACAGGAAAUAACAAUGAACUGCUCAUACUUUCUCAGAAAAUUAUAUUCAACGCUCACAUAUUGUUGUACCAGAUAUGAGUAUUUUCUCUUCCUUAAAUCUAUGGGCAGAUUUUUAAAAAUAAAAAAAAUAAAAAUGUCUACAUACUUCAACUUAUCUAUUUAUAUGGACAUUGGAACAGAUGCUUCAAAUUUACAUUCUCAAAGUGCUGAAGAUUAUAUUGCACAAUGAUGCAAUAUUCUGAAUUACAGAAUGUACUUCUAGUGCUUUCCAUAAUUGAUAUGCAUCAAUGACAAAUAUUUGUGAAUAUGGUAUAUUACAUGUGGUAUAUGAACAGAUCUGCAAAAACGUUCAUGAACCACGUAGAACUUUUGGUUGACCUAAAUCACUAAAUACUAAACUGAACAAAAAUAUAAAUGCAACAUGUAAAGUCUUGGUCCUAUGUUUCAUGAGCUUAAAUAAAAUAGCCCAGAAAUGUUC
Molecule: messenger RNA, 4624 nt
Organism: Oncorhynchus keta (chum salmon)
Lineage: Eukaryota; Metazoa; Chordata; Actinopteri; Salmoniformes; Salmonidae
Product: tumor necrosis factor receptor superfamily member 19-like
Exons: 10
Coding region: 570-1769 (399 amino acids)
Biological process (GO): positive regulation of canonical NF-kappaB signal transduction; positive regulation of JNK cascade
Cellular component (GO): plasma membrane
Molecular function (GO): signaling receptor activity; protein binding
Source: RefSeq, a predicted model, not a curated record